CACAGUCAUCGUCGACAAGUAAUACAAUUUAAUACAUAUUGCUGCGUUGUUCGUUUUUGUAUAUUUCAUUUUAAAAAAAACUCCCUUCCCCCCCCCCAAAAAAAAACAUGUGGCGGAUAAUUUAUUGUGCGGUAGUUCUGGCUUCGGCGGUAGGACCGUCCGUCCAACGUGUGCCGGUGAUGGUCUCGUUGAACACGGAAGGCAAACCCGGCGAAAUGAGCGAAUCGUCGUUCAUCGACUACGUCAACUGGUGGCAGAACAUCAUAGGCAUCGUCAGCAACACCGAGGAUACCUCGCCUGAACCACCCACCGAACCCAUCGACCAGAGCACUUGUCCGGCUUGCACAUGCGGAGCUCCGGGCAAGAAAAACCGAAUCGUCGGAGGCGCACCCACUUACAGACAUCAAUAUCCUUGGAUGGUCAUGCUCACAUACAAGGGCAAGUUCUACUGCGGAGGCACCCUGAUCAAUCACAAAUAUGUCAUGACCGCCGCCCACUGCGUUCACGGGUUCGAAGCCAAGAACAUCGGUGCUCGCAUACUGGAGCACGACCGCAGCCAGAGCGACGAGAAACAUAUUGAUUUUCGCGUUAAGAAAGUGAUCAAACACAAAGGGUACAGCACCACUUCUUACAACAACGACAUCGCCUUGCUGCGACUCGAAACCGACGGCAUAGAGUUGGGACCCAACACGGGCGUGCACCCCGUUUGUUUGCCAGCAGAAGGAAAGAGCUUCGCCGGUUACGAGGGCAUAAUCACCGGAUGGGGAGCCAAAAAACAAGGCGGUUCGUCGGCGCAGGUGUUGCAAGAAGUGUACGUGCCGAUCAUGUCCAACGAGGACUGCAGGAAAACGGAAUACGACGAGAAGAGGAUCACGGCCAACAUGAUCUGCGCCGGAUAUCCGGAGGGCAAAAAAGACUCGUGCCAGGGUGACAGCGGCGGUCCCAUGCACGUUGCCAACAAUUCGGCGUACCACAUUGUGGGUGUCGUGUCUUGGGGAGAAGGAUGCGCCCAGGCCAACCGGCCUGGGGUUUAUUCCAGAGUGAACAGAUACUUGAACUGGAUUCACAACAACACGGUGGACGCUUGUCCUUGCAACAACGUGUACGCACAUGGAGGAGAAGAGGCAGAGCAAGAAAACUGACUCGACACAUUCGACCGGCACACCGAAGAAAUGGAUCUCAAAAUUCGACGAUUGAACGAUUAAAUUAUUUUUUAUUUAUACCGUAUUGUACGUUAUUUAAUGCUUUGUUAAAUUUUAUUCAACUAUAUAUUUUUGUAAGAUCGAUCAAUAUAUUAUUAUGUUAUUGUA
Molecule: messenger RNA, 1310 nt
Organism: Adelges cooleyi (spruce gall adelgid)
Lineage: Eukaryota; Metazoa; Arthropoda; Insecta; Hemiptera; Adelgidae
Product: trypsin-1-like
Exons: 7
Coding region: 108-1142 (344 amino acids)
Biological process (GO): proteolysis
Molecular function (GO): serine-type endopeptidase activity
Source: RefSeq, a predicted model, not a curated record